CUUUUCCCUCUGCCUGCGUCCUCCUCUGAAGCUGCUGUCGCUAACCGCCCGCGUCUUGCAAGGAAACAUCCCUACAGGAGGGCCUCUUUCAUGACACGCUCCCGCCUUGACGGUUCCCCCAUGGUGCCCGGAGGACGGAGCUCCUCGAGUAGACUAGUUGUCGUCGUCUCCCAGUCGUCGCUGCCCUGAAAGACGGGCACGUCUCGCUCAGUGGUGGCGGUGGAUCGCCGAGCCGCGGUCGCAGCUCGGGCCCAACGGGCGACCUCCUCGGUGACAGCGUGCCUUCGUCGUCCGGAGUGCCGUCGCAGGGAGAUGCCGGUGGCGGCAGCGUGGGGUUGCCGCCGGCGGUGCCGGUAGCGCGGGACCGGGUAUGUGCCGCCGUCCUCGCGUCGCCGUCGGCGGUAGUCGAACCUCGAACCUCGUCAGCCCGGAGGAGUCGCCCGGCUGCGCGCUCGCGUGCGAACUCUGUGCGGCGAUGCGCUGAGCGGCGGACCAUGCGCCGCUUUCCGGGGAGGCUGUUGCUCAGCGGCGCAGUUCUAGUCUGCCUCCUCGGCUCGUGCCCCGUCUGCUCCGGCGUGGUGCUAAGUGAGCACAUUCGGCAUUUCGAGCCCUUGUUUUUCAACCAUCACUCAUUCCGGGACCAGCAUCACCGUAGCAAAAGGUCACCCAAGCUGGACAUCCGCCUGGAGUUCGCCGCGCACAAUCGGCUGUUCAGGCUACGGAUGAAGCGAGACACUAGCGUGUUCAGCCCCGACGUCACGUUCGAGUCGUCCAGCCGAGGGCCCAUCUCAUACGACACCUCGAACGUCCUCAAAGGUUACAUCGAAGAGGACGAAGAGUCGUCGGUCGAGGGCCUUAUCACGAGCGAGGGACUCUUCGACGGCGUCAUCUCGGUGCGGAGCGGCGAAGAGUUCUUCAUCGAGCCGGCGAGCCGCUAUUUCGAAGCGCCGGCGGACUUCCACUCCGUCAUGUACAAGGGCUCGGACGUCCACUUCCCCGAGAACCAGACGUACUGCCACACGCACAAGCACCCCCCGUGCGAAGGCAGCCCGACGCCGAGCGACGUCAUGGGAAGGGCGCCGUGGGCCACCAGCUUCCUCAAGGAAGUGAGAGAGAGCGGAGCGCGCCGGAGGAGGAGGAGACGGCGGCGUAGCGAAGGCGGAGAGGUUCGAGCGGAUCAGUCGCCCCUGAUGUGGCGAGACGGCGACGCGGCGCACUACAGCCAGAAGGACCUGGAGCUCCCGGAGCCAGACUCCGCGGCGCUGGGUAUCCGGUCGGUGCAGCGCACUCAGUGGGCCGCGGGCAGCGAUCAGCCCGCGAAGAACGUCGUCAUCGACCCAAAGAAGACCACCUGCAUGCUGUACCUGCAGGCCGACCACCUGUUCUACCAGAGAAUGGGCUCCGAGGAGGCCUGCAUCGAGACCAUGACGCGGCACGUACAGAAGGUCAACUCCAUCUACAGGACCACAGACUUCGAUCAGGACGGCCGCUCGGACAACAUCUCGUUCCUGAUCAAGCGCAUCAAGGUGCACACGAUGGAGGCACUGCGAGACCACGAGUAUCGGUUUCCGGGAAACUACGGCGUCGAGAAAUUCCUGGAGCUCUUCUCGGAGGAGGACUACGACGCCUUCUGCCUGGCCUACAUGUUCACCUACAGGGACUUCGAGGGCGGGACGCUGGGUCUCGCCUGGACGGGAGACCUCAAGAACGCCGGAGGCGUCUGCGAGAAGAACGGGCACUACCGGGGCAGCCUCAAGAGCCUGAACACAGGCAUCGUGACGCUGCUCAACUACGGCAAGCACGUGCCCCCGAUUGUGUCCCACGUGACGCUGGCGCACGAGAUUGGACACAACUUCGGCUCACCGCACGACCCGAAAGACGACAGCAUGUGCACCCCUGGAGGAGAGAAUGGCAACUACAUCAUGUUCGCGCACGCCACGUCCGGCGACAAGAGGAACAACAACCGUUUUUCACCCUGCAGCCUGAAAGGCAUCAACGCAGUGCUCAACUCGAAAGCGAGAAACACGAAGGGAUGCUUUUCAGAGCCCCAAGACUCGAUCUGCGGCAACGAGGUGGUCGAGGCCGGCGAGGAGUGCGACUGCGGCUGGGAGGACGACUGCCUCGAGCCCUGCUGCUUUCCGAUGCGAUCCAACCCGCCGCGAGACGAACCGCCCUGUAAGCUCAGGCCUAACGUCGUGUGCAGCCCGAGUCAAGGUCCGUGCUGCACUCAGGAUUGCGUUCUAAAGAUCGGGGACAAGUGCCGGGAUGACAAUGGAUGCCGGAGUGCCAGCUAUUGCGAUGGUGAAGGACCACAAUGCCCGUCUUCGACAAGCAAACCUAACAAGACCAUCUGUAACGAGGAGUUUGUCUGCUACAUGGGGGAGUGCACGGGCUCCAUCUGCAUCGCGUACGGCCUGCAGUCGUGCCAGUGCAAGCGCAGGCCGCGCGACCCCGUGACCAAGGCCUGCGAGUUGUGCUGCCGCCUGCCCGGGGAUGACUCUACCUGCAAGUCUUCUUUCGAGUGGAACCACCCGCCCUACGAUGUUCCGAACCUGUUCGCAAAGCCAGGCACGCCGUGCGACAAUUACAACGGAUACUGUGAUGUAUUCCAAAAGUGCCGCGAGGUGGAUCCUUCGGGGCCCCUCGCCACCCUGCGCAAGCUCCUGCUGUCCACGGAAACCAUAGUUUCUCUCAGGCGCUGGGUCUCCGAUAACUGGUGGGGAGUCCUCCUUUUGGGCCUCUCCGUGCUCGUCUUUCUGUGCGUAGUGGUCAAGUUCUUCGGGCGCAAGACGGACCCGGUGAAGAGCGUGGCGGGCAGUGACUCGGGCACCAGUCCCGUACCCGUCACCUGCAACCCCGUGGUGCAGCCCGUGGUGGCCGCCAGCGCCGGCGGAGUGUUGGGUGGCGGCCCGUAUCGCUUGAGCGUGAACCAGGCCGCGGCCAAGGCGGUCAUGGCCUCGAACAUGCCGGGCAUCGUGUCGACGGCGCUGGGGGCCCACUCGGCCCCCGCGACGGCCACCACGAGCAACUUCGUGAAGACGACGCUGUCGCUGCACCCUCACCCCGCCGCCCGCUCCUACCUUAGCCAUGCCGGCAACGGCUGGGUCUGACCAUCGAGCCGCCUCAGCGUAAGGGGCACCGCGACCAGCAGCUACAGGCACCACCACCCCUGCUGCGACCCCGCCUGCUACACGGUGUACGGACUGCCGCAGGCCACACUUCGCAGGCCGGUCACAGCCGUGGCCGCCGCGACCACCGCGGUGCCGGCCGCGUGUCUGACGGCGACCGCAAACGCCCCGGCUAGUGACAGUGCCGCCGCAGCUCCCGCCGUGGUGCCUUUAUUUCAGGAGCCCUACGCGUACGGGUCGGACGCUUACUGGUGAAGCCGGCGUCUGCUGGGAGAAAAGAUCGCCACUCCUCGGGGAUCAUUUGCACUAGCCUUUGAAGAAGAGUGCUCGAUUUGAGCCGGGUUGGUACAUACUUGGGCGAAGAAACCAUGCUUUGGAACCGCGCAGAAAGACCUGACAGACAUGAUCGUUGACUAUAACGUGUGUCACAGUCAACUUUAGUCAAGCUGUUCAACAAAAAGAAGAUUAAAAUACACGGUGCAAGGUACAAUUACAAAACCUACCGUGUUCGGUCGUCACAGGCCUGACCACCAAACACUUAAGUCCUAAAAUCCUAAAAUGCAGUGCGACUUUCCAAAUAGUUUUUUUUUUCAUUGGACAGCUUGGCUAACGUUAACUGGGACGCCCUAUAUAGCAUUAGUUAUGUUAGUUCGAAGUUAAAUGCCGCAUAUAAGCGGGCGCCAUAAUAUAUGCAAGAGAGCAGAACACAUGCCCGGAGGGCUUGAGGAUGCCCGCAUAUAUCUAUCUUUGCGCAUUCAAUAAUCAUUACAGUUGUUAGUCGGCGCUCGUGGGUGUCGCCCCCUCCUGCCCUGUUCUACAGCAUUCUUUCUUUGCUUCUUAUUCUACAUUAUCGAUAGUACCCGUCUGCGCAAGUGGCGGAACUGCCAUCUAAAUCGUCGCAGCUGCUUGGCACACAGUCGUUGCAAUGAUACAUCGAGGCAAUUUAGUGAAUCCUCAACAAAGCCGGAUACUGCGGAUAAUGUUAACUGGUUUUGUCAGUGCGACAUUGGACGACGACAAAAGCAGCGAGCUUGUCUCCUGACUUCUGUUCUCACCUUAUGUAUAGUUCGCGAGACCGCUGAAGCAACGUGGCUGGCGCGCCCACCAACCUACAACGGAGAAAAACCACACGCGACCUGUAUGAAGGCACGUCUUCUGAGUCACAGCUAUUCCACAUAAGUCGCUACACACAGAGGUUUCACUCUACUAACCACCAGAAUGAAAAUUUUUUAGUAGAAGCAGUUUAAAGGACCACUGAAAUGCCCAGUGCACACCGACGUUCCCGCGAUUCUCGCUAUUUUACAUUCACUGGUGCGAUUGUUCCGGUAGGGAGCGUGUCUAGAAUUUGGGUGCCUUAUAGUCCACGUGGCCUCGACCUUCAAGCUAACCAAAGCAAUCAUUUCUCCAGUAGUUCUGAAGCUUCCUUCUUAAGACGCCGCUCCGAGACACAAAAGUACAUUAUCACUUGAUCCUACCCAUUUCUCGUUUACCUGGAUGAGGUCAUACUGUAUUGAGCUCUUGCAUGGACAGUUACGCCCUGAUACUUUAUCUGUUCUGUGGCUGGCUUCUUCUACUCAUGGCUACACAGUUUGCAGAAAAGGUGAAAAACCGAACUGUCAUUGUAAUUGUUUCUAAAGGAUUGGAUGGCUAGAGUAAAAGGUGACCUCAAGGAGAAUGCUCGGUAGCAAGGAAAGGACAAGUGGUACAAGCGACCCACCGCCUAUGGCACGGUAAUUGUCACUUUGUGAUGCAGACUUUUUCUUAAAGUAUCAUUGGCAGAACUACUUAAAAAUCGAGAAUUAUGUGCAGUUGAUAGUUAACAUCCAUUAUAGUCCCCCUUCCCCUAACCCCCUAUAAAAAGAGAAGGUAUCCAUGGCUCUGUUUAGAAGGCCGGCAAUCUUCAAGCUUAACACUGUUUUCAAGCGUGCUGAUUUCUCAGCCUGAUUCGUAGUCGUGCUAGCUUUGGAACUGGUGGAUAGUCGUUACUGUGCCCUCUGACAUCAGGCACUUGCAGUUUAUUUUGUCGCCAAAUCGUAUUCGCUAAUUAAGUGGAGCACGAUUACACUAUCACCUACAAUAUUAAUAAACCUCGACGUAUGGUGAACUUGUCUUCGCCAGAGGAAACAAUUUUCAUCUGCUUGGGAAUGUCAGUCUAUAUUCGGUGAAAAGCAGUGAAGAAGUCUUUGUGAGAGAAUGGCUGCCAGGUAGCUGCGACUAUAGACAGUGUCCUUUGCUGAUGCGACGUUGCCCGGAACGGUUUCGUGCAAUGAACCCGAGGAGCUUGUACUGUCUCCUAGCAGACGGGGUGGCUCAAUCACCAGAAGCAGCUUGGCUUUGGGCAGCGUGCUGGUCAAUGGCUUUUACCCGUCGGCUGAACUCUUUUGCAGGGCUGUGCGUGGUCGAAGUCAUUUGUCGAAUCGCCGGUCAUCUGUUCCUGACAUGGUCGUGGUGCUGCAACACAAGAACGUAGUGUCGCUUAUCUUCUUGGCUGGAUCGUGUGUGAUAGGCCGCUUGUAUAACGAUGCCCAUCUGCAUGUUCAAUAAGAAAGCCGCCCCUUGCGUUGAGGACGGCUCUGAAAAAAAAAAAAAAAGAAUGAAUAUGUCCCGCGGGAAACGUGCAACAUGAUGGACGCUCAACACUGUGUGGUACGCGAGCGAGUGAACUGUUUGUGAACAUAGCUAUUUUCCCCUUUUUCAAGGCCACAUGAACUCUCAGAGCGGAACUGUCUCGUCUUACACUGACAUGUUUUAAUGGAUGCGUGAAGAAGCUGAAGACCGCCCUGUUUGUAAGGAUUGUAUCAGCACGUGCACUCGGUGGCAGACGUGGUCAGGAUCGUCCGAAUCAAACGAGUUCAGCAGCACGCAAAGCGCGUAAGCAUCAAUCUCUAUGGUGAAAGUGAGAUGCAGCAGCCGAAAGAAUACGCGCCGAUGCUAAUUAUUCUAGCACUUGUCGUGUAUUAUUGAUCACUGUGAGAAUUACCGUGAGCAUAAAAGAACUAACCGCCCAAACGGCGGCAAGUGCAGCCCCAUAACUUUAAAAGUAGAAAGAAGUGAAGGACGGUAGUAAAAUUGAUAUGAAGGAGCAUAACAAUGACGUAAGUUGCCUAAAGUGAAUGACCCGCCGCUGUAGCACAGAGGCUAUGGCGUUGCGCUGCUGAGAUCGAGGUUGCGGCUUCGAUUCCGGCCGUGGCGACCGCAGCUCGAUGGAGGUGAAAUGCACAAACGCUAGCGCACUUAAAUUGGGGUGCACUUUAAGGAACCCCAGGUUAUCAAAUUAAAUUCAGAGUCCCUCACUACGGCGUUCCUCAUAAUCAAAUCGUUAAGAGAAGCCGGAAAUUCAAGUUUUGCAGUAAAUGACCCCCCCCCCCUCUUAAAAAAAAAAAGGUACGAAACGAAACAUGAGUCGUCAUAAUUAUAAUUAGGUUGUCAUUCGGCGCCCUGCAACGAGGCCUGAUACUUGGUUCAGGUGACCACGACUACGUGCGCUGCCGAGUGCACACGUAAAUGCCAUUACAGUGCUCCUCUCAGUCAUUGCCGCUGAAGAACAAAAAUGUUUGUGUGCAUGCGUUUUCAAAACGCAGUGUCUAUCGCUUGAUCCCCAUGUUUCACCCGUGUUAAAAAAAAAGAACAAGAAAAUCCUAAAACCGAACUUCGAUUCCGUCUCCGGUUGACGGAACAUUUCUUUGCGAACAAAACAAGAAAUAUGCGGUCCAUGUAAAAGCACGAAUCUAAGCCUUUCCCGCUGCCUGGACAUUCGCCACAGAGCUUACGUGCACUGUCAACUGCCAACCGCAGCUCAUUCUCGUGAAUGUGAAGUCUGUACGCACAACUACGGACAUGCGAUAAACGAAACUAUUGCUUGUUACACCAUCUUCAACUCGAGGAGUUGUUUCUCUGAAGCUGGCCACGAACUGCAGUUCCACACUUUUCUUCGUGCUCACUUAUGUGUCGUGUUCGUU
This is a messenger RNA of Dermacentor silvarum, 7087 nucleotides long. Its product is annotated as disintegrin and metalloproteinase domain-containing protein 10. Lineage: Eukaryota; Metazoa; Arthropoda; Arachnida; Ixodida; Ixodidae. The transcript is spliced from 16 exons. The coding region runs from base 495 to 3110 and encodes 871 amino acids. The record is from RefSeq and is a predicted model, not a curated record. Gene Ontology annotation, molecular function: metalloendopeptidase activity. Gene Ontology annotation, cellular component: plasma membrane. Gene Ontology annotation, biological process: membrane protein ectodomain proteolysis; Notch signaling pathway.